Molecule: messenger RNA, 1717 nt
Organism: Rhizophagus irregularis DAOM 181602=DAOM 197198
Lineage: Eukaryota; Fungi; Glomeromycota; Glomeromycetes; Glomerales; Glomeraceae
Molecular function (GO): calcium ion binding
Source: RefSeq, a predicted model, not a curated record
AUUAUCUUUCCCGAAAUUUCAAUGUUGGGUUCAUUAGUAAAUUCCCGUUUUAUCCAUGAUAACGUUUAUGAUGUGAUACUACAAAAAAUAUGAAUAUAUUAAGAUAUAUCAAUGAAAUUUUUGCAUAUUUCAUUAUAUAUUUAUAUAUAGUUUGUAGACACACUCAAGUAUCAUUUCAAAUUUAUUUUCAAACAAAUUCCCAAUUAUAAACAUGGCUAACAGUAUUCCCAGAAGGCGUAACAGAAUAGUGAAUGCGGAUAUUGCUAUCGAAGAACCGGACAGAGCUCAAAUUAAGAAGAUUUUUGAAUACUUCGAUCGUAAUGGGAAUGGUGCGUGGUCUUUCCCGUGCUGAAGUUGAUAAAGCUGUCGUUGAACUCUACCCAUAUCUCGCAUGUGGGGAGGCUACCAAGGCUGCUGCAAUCGAUAAAGCUUAUGAAGAUUUUAAUAUUUCAAAGAUUAAGUAUAUUAAAUUUAACGAAUUUGAAAGUUUUAUUAAACAUCUUCAUAAAUACUGCGAAAAAGCAAUUAUCACUACUGAGAAGCCAGACAAAGCUCGUGUCAGAAAGUCCUUUGAAACGUUUGGUGAUGAGGAUUACCUAUCUCUUACUAAUUUCGAUGCAGCCGUUAUUAUGCUCCAUCCGCAUUUUAAAAAUGAAAAAAACAGACCUGCGAUCAAGCAAGUUUGUGGAAAUAAAUUAUCCAAACUUUCGCAGGAAAAUGGUCGUAUAGAUUUUGAAGAAUUUGAAUCUAUCAUUGAUGCUCUUCAUUAUUAUAACGAGAAAUCAGAUAUUACUUUCAAUAAACUAAGCGAGGUUCAAAUCAAGAAGAUUUUUGAUAUAUUUGAUUCCAACCGCGAUGGUAUCCUAUCUAAAAGCGAAAUCAAGGAUGCUGUUACUAGACUUUAUCCACACCUUUCAAAAGAUGACUUUAUCAUUGAGCGGGCUUAUAAAGCCGCUGAUACUUCACAGGACGGUUCUAUUGAAUUCGAAGAACUCAUACAUCUCGUUGAUCUUCUUCAUUACUAUAACGAACUAUCUCAUAUAUUUAAAAAACUUGACGUAGACAAAAGCGGAUAUAUUGAUUUCGAGGAGUUCAAGAAGGGACAUGAACUAAUUGGUAUAGAUACAAUACUUAAAGAACAGUUUGCUAGGAUUUGCAAGAAAAAUGAUGGGCGACUCCCUUUUAACGAGUUUUGUAUUUAUGCUUCCAAGAUAAAAUUGAUGUCUGGAAUGCUUCAGGAUGCUCAGGGAACCCUGGAAGCUCUGGAAAAAUGGAAAACUCGAGAAAUUCGAGAAAUUCGAGAAACUCGGGAAACUCCGGAAACUCGAUAAUGGAAAGAAUUUGCAUAUUCCUGUUUGUCUCUUUCAGUCAUUUUCAUGGGAAUAUUGUUCGUAAGAAAUUGCACUUGUUCGUUUGUAUGAUACCUACUAGUCUUUACGUCUAUCCACAACUUUAUUAUACUGAAGAGUAUAAUGAUGACGAACAAUACAUCAAUGUUGAUUACAAAAAAAGGACAAUAAGAAACAUCGUUAAACGAAAUGUAAAUUGGAGCCCAAUUCCAGUUGGCGCUAUUUACUAAGAAGUUCAUGUAUUUCGCCACCUACGUCUCUCAAAUAUAUAAUACAUUAAUACUUUAUCAAUGUUAUGUAUAUUUAUUUUUUUUUUUUUGUAUAUUAAUUGAUAAAUGCGUAUCACGAAUUCUUUGAUUGCAAUUUCU